Quercus lobata is the source of this 984-nucleotide messenger RNA. RefSeq names its product ensconsin-like. Bases 1 to 984 code for a protein of 327 amino acids. The transcript has 2 exons. NCBI's taxonomy places the organism in Eukaryota, Viridiplantae, Streptophyta, Magnoliopsida, Fagales, Fagaceae. The record is from RefSeq and is a predicted model, not a curated record.
AUGGAAGAUCAGCCGAGAAAGUCUGCACCUGCCAAAACAAUACCAUCCCAGGCUUCAUCUCUUCCAGCCAGGUCUCCUCCUCCAACUCCUCGCCACCCUCCUCGUUCAUCUCCACAACCAGCGCUUCCCAGCGCUGCCGAGCAGAAAAAACGCAGGGAACAGAAGGGUAAGGAGGUGGCAGAUACGAGCAAGUCUCGUCCUACUCGAGAGGAGGAUGACCAACAAGCUGCAAAGCAGCAGAAAACUAAGCACCCAGCUACGCGGGGCCAAGAGAAAUCUGAUUCCCUACAUCCUGAGCCACAAACGUGGUUGCCAGCACCUAUGCACGAAGGCUACCAGAAGCAGGCUGAGGAACAAGCAAGGCUUCUGCGCAAGACGAAUGCCAAGCUGAAGAAGACUCGGGAGCAAGCUCUUGUUCUUAAGAAGCACCUAGAGGAAACUCAGAAGCUAAGGGAGCAAGCUGAAAAGCUCAAGGAGCAAGCCGAGAAAGCGAAAAUCAACGCCGAACAGGCAAUGAACGAAGCCGAGCACAGAGGCUACGAAAUUGGGAUAGCUGAAACUGAGAAGGUUUUGAGAACUUGGAGCGAGGCUCUUAACCGUGCUGGGGUUGAAGCCUCAUCUGAGCUACGUAGGCCAGAGAACGUAUAUUACCCCGAGGCGAUACGCCCCUCCACUCCUCAACCCUAUCAGGCUGACGCUCCUUCUCUAGUUACUAACCUUAACGAGGAGGUUUUGCCUCGUAAUUCUCCUCCUUGCGGCCAACCGGGACCGACUAAAGAGAGAUUAGCCCCUCCAGGAGCUUCCCCAGACAAGAUCACCACCGCUUCGGAGGCAGGGACGGCUUCCCAGGGUUUUCAACAGGAAUUGGACUCUACGGUUCUACCAACUGGGGGCAUUACCAAAGCCAAAGAUGGAAUCGCAACUUUGGAGGCAGACAUACCCGCCAGCCAGACCACGCAGAUCCAGUUGAAAUUAAAAAAGUAG